Messenger RNA from Staurois parvus, 822 nucleotides. The record is from the annotation of a GenBank genome assembly. Lineage: Eukaryota; Metazoa; Chordata; Amphibia; Anura; Ranidae.
AUGUUCCCUCUCAGCCUCCUCCAGUCCUCGCACAGUCCUGUGUAUGUCUACCGCCAGCCCGAGCUCCCCCACUGGACCACCACACUCCUCAUCCUCCGCCAGCUGGAAGACGACAUGCUGAGCGUGAGCAGCGACAUGGAGAGGAGAAUGCAGCGCCCCCACCAGGCUCACCAGCUCCUGGCCAAUGACCCGGACAUCAGGAGGGGGAGGAUGGCACAGAGUGGACACCCUGCCACCCCCCAAAACAAAUCCCCUGCCGAGGGCAAAGACGGGAAGGAGAACUUUGAGCUUUCCCUGGACGUGAGUCCAUUUUCUCCAGAAGAACUGACAGUGAAGACAGAAGGAAGGAGACUGAUCGUGGCGGGAAAAUCCGACAAGAAAAGGGAGACAGAGAAUGGCGGCUUCUUCCAGGAAUACAAAGAGUGGCGCAGAGAAGCCGAGCUCCCGGAAGACGUGAAUCCCGAGGACGUGCUGUGCUCCAUGUCCAAGGAUGGGCGACUCCACUUCUGGGCACAUUGCCUGGCACUGCCCGCUGCCAAAGACAGAACCAUCACCAUCACCAUGGAGCAGAGUCCAGGAGAAGGUCAGGGGUCCAACCCAGAGAACCAGAACCACCGGGAACAGCAGGAACAAGACCACCCCAGAAUUCAUCCAGAGGGCAUGAUGGGAGUGAUGGAGAGCCAUCACCAUGGAGCAGAACCCAGGAGAAGGCCAGGAGGCCAACCUAGAGAACCAGAACCAGCGGGAUCAGCAGGAGCAAUACCACCCCAGAAUUCAGCCAGAGGGCAUGAUGGGAGUGAUGGAGAGCCAUCACCAUUAUAG